Mycotypha africana is the source of this 713-nucleotide messenger RNA. RefSeq lists its product as uncharacterized. The transcript has 4 exons. Lineage: Eukaryota; Fungi; Mucoromycota; Mucoromycetes; Mucorales; Mycotyphaceae. The coding region runs from base 177 to 656 and encodes 159 amino acids. The record is from RefSeq and is a predicted model, not a curated record.
CUUGGAAAAAAAAAAAAAAAAAAAAAGGAAUGGCCAGUAGCCCUGUAUCCCGUCCCCCCUCCCCAGAAAAUGCUGCUUUGAUCUGGGUGACAAACCGAGAAGUGCAUAAAAUGAAAAAAAAAAGAUAGGCUUUCAAGACUUGGCAUUUUUUAUUUCCGGUUUUUAGCUCACUUGUAAUGACAGACAACAUCAACAACACAUUCAGCGCUCGUUAUGGAGAGCUUCCUACCUUACAAUUACCAUCGUUUUUACAAUUUCUCAAGCUUAAAAAUUUUCCACUUAAAGUCUAUCCUGCAGUGAAUGAACCCACGAGACCCACCAAAGACACAUUAUUCAUCUAUGGUCCUGGCCAUCGAAACAGUCAAGCCAGCUUUGAUGUCGAUUGUCUCAUCAUACAGACGUAUUUGAAAUUCUGCGGCGUCGAUUUUGAUGUCGACUAUAUCAAUGAACCAGCAGCAUCACCUUCAGGCAAACUACCUUUCUUGGCAACAGUAACAGGAGCGAUUUAUGACGAUGAGGAAAUACUAAAGUGGAUCAAAGAAACAAAGCCUAUGACACAAGAGCUAACGACAGAGAAGGACCGAGAACAAGCAAAAGCGUUUUUAUCUCUUGUACAAACUAAAUUGAAGGCAGCACUUGUAAGUUCCCCCACAUAGGACAGUGAGAUGACGUCUAUCAAAACUAACAUACGUUGGAAAAAAAAAAAAAAAAAA